Mytilus californianus (California mussel) is the source of this 7450-nucleotide messenger RNA. Its product is annotated as ATP-dependent translocase ABCB1-like. Lineage: Eukaryota; Metazoa; Mollusca; Bivalvia; Mytilida; Mytilidae. The coding region runs from base 225 to 4160 and encodes 1311 amino acids. Gene Ontology annotation, cellular component: membrane. Gene Ontology annotation, biological process: transmembrane transport. The transcript has 29 exons. The record is from RefSeq and is a predicted model, not a curated record. Gene Ontology annotation, molecular function: ATP binding; ATP hydrolysis activity; ABC-type transporter activity.
CUAUAAUAUAGGUAAAUUGUGUAAACAAGCAAACGUCAUAUCCUUUUUGUACAGUGACAGUGUGUAGUGACGUUGGGUGCAAAGGACACACUAAUUCGUUGAUUUCAUUUCUUAUGCAAUAGCCAAAUAUAAAUAAUAUGACAAACCGUUGAGUUGUCUUUAAAUUUUGGAUUUAUACAGGUCGGCAUAUCCCAUCCGUCGAGCGAUAUUUUGUUAAUAAGAACAUGAGUGAAAGCGAAGAGAGAAAACCUCUCCUGGCUGACGCAAGUGACGAGCAGGAAUCAUACACAGACGACAAAAAGACAAAGGACGAAGAAAAGAAAAAACCAGAAGGACCACCCCCAGCCACUCUUGGACAAUUGUUCCGCUAUGCCACAAGUGUGGACACAAUCUGUAUCCUGUUUGGUUCCCUGUUUUCAUUGGCCCAUGGAGCAGGAUGGCCGGUAUUGUCCAUUGUUAUGGGACAGAUGACAGACACUUUUGUAGCAGGACCAAAUGGAUCCUUGAUACCUCCACAUCCAAAUGCUACAUUCAAUCCCAAUGCUACCACAGAAUCUUUUGAAGAUAAGAUGACGACAUAUGCUAUAUAUUACUUAAUCAUUGGUGGAGCAGUACUCUUCUCUGGUUAUUUGCAGAUCGCAUGUUUUAUGACAGCCUGUGAGAGACAAGUAAACAAGAUAAGAAAACAUUUUUUCCGAGCCAUAUUACGACAAGAGAUUGGCUGGUUUGAUAAACAUCAGAGUGGUGAACUGACAACUAGAUUAUCUGAUGAUUUAGAAAGAGUGAGAGAAGGAAUUGGAGACAAGCUAAGUCUUCUGAUACAGUUUACAGCUCAGUUUUUUGCUGGAUUUGCCAUUGGAUUUUGGAAAAGUUGGAAGAUGACUUUAGUUAUGAUGUCCUUGACACCUGUACUGGCAAUUCUUGCUGCUUAUUUCUCAUCACUGAUGCAAAACUUUGCCAAAAGAGAACAAGCCUUAUAUGCUGAUGCUGGUAGUGUAGCAGAAGAAGUUAUAUCUUGUAUGAGAACUGUUGUAUCAUUUAAUGGUCAAAAACAGGAAGUUAAAAGAUAUGGAAAAUCUUUGGAAGAAACAAAACAAAUAGGAAUAAAGAAAUCCAUGGUUACUGGUUUGUUGCUUGGUAGUUUAUAUCUUGUGAUGUUUGGAGAUUAUGCAUUGUCAUUUUGGUAUGGAAAUGAACAAGUCAAAGAAUACAUUACAUCUAUGGGAGCAGAGGGAAUCACACCUGGUACAGUGCUUACAGUAUUUUUCUGUGUAAUGAUUGGCAGUUUCUCAAUAGGUAACGCAGCACCAAACAUUGGUUCCUUUGUUACAGCCAAAGGGGCUGCAGCUGUUGUGUAUGAGAUCAUUGACAGAGAACCCAAAAUAGAUGCCAGUUCUGAGAAAGGACAACGCCCACUCUCAAUACAAGGAGCAUUAGAGUUUUUUGGUGUUAAUUUUACCUAUCCUACUAGAGAGGAUGUUCAGGUACUGACUAAUUUUAACCUGUCUAUAAAACCAGGACAGACUGUAGCAUUGGUAGGAUCCAGUGGAUGUGGCAAAUCUACCAUAGUCAAUCUCAUACAGAGAUUUUAUGACCCAGAUGCAGGACAGGUUUUACUAGAUGGUAACAACAUAAAGGAUUUAAACUUGAACUGGUUACGACAGAACAUUGGUGUGGUAUCACAGGAACCAGUCUUGUUCGGCUGCACCAUUGCUGAGAACAUCCGACUUGGGAAUCCUAAUGCAACCAUUACAGAAAUAGAACAGGCUGCUAAACAAGCCAAUGCACAUGACUUCAUUAAAAGUCUUCCUCAGAGUUACAACACACUAGUUGGAGAGCGAGGAGCUCAGUUAUCAGGAGGGCAGAAACAAAGAGUAGCCAUUGCCAGGGCUUUGAUCAGAGACCCAAGAAUCCUAUUGCUGGAUGAAGCUACAUCUGCAUUAGACUCUGAGAGUGAGAAUAUUGUACAGGAAGCUCUAGAAAAGGCAAGACAGGGAAGAACAACCUUAGUGAUAGCACAUCGUCUGUCCACCAUACAGAAAGCAGACAUUAUAUAUGUGGUGGAUAAAGGGGAGAUUAUAGAACAAGGAACUCAUGGCGACUUGAUGGAUAAACAAGGACUGUAUCAUUCCCUAGUCACAGCUCAGACAUUGGUUAAUGAAGAUGCAGGAUUUCAAAAUCAGUGUGAGGAUGUUGAGUUCGCACUAGAGGAGGAGGAGGAAGAGGAAGCUGUAGAUGCUGUCCCAGAUCAAACAGUCAAAAGACCCAGAUCCAGAAUCAAAUCUACAUCAUCAGACGACAAAUCACCACAAAAAUUGUCUCGUCAGAUGUCUCGACAACUCUCCCGUCAGAUGUCAGGACAGCCUGCUGGAAAAGAUAAAGCUGACAAAGAAGAGGAGCCCGAGGAGCAAGAAGAAUAUGAACCACCAAAAUACUUCCGUAUGAUCCAUGAAAAUCAACCAGAAUGUGGAUUUAUUGUGCUUGGGAUUAUGGCAUCAUGUGUUGCUGGAUGUACCAUGCCAGCAUUUGCUAUAUUCUUUGGAGAAAUGAUUAAGGUAUUUAUAGAGCUAGGAAAUAAUGGACUUUUAUGGAGCAUGAUGUUUUUGGCUCUCGGAGGAAUAAAUUUUCUUGUCUAUUUUGUACAGGCUUCUAGUUUUGGUAUAUCUGGUGAGAAAUUGACUCAGCGACUCAGACUCGGUACAUUUAAUGCAUAUAUGAGACAAGAUAUAGCUUUCUUUGAUGACAAGUUCCACUCCACGGGUGCAUUAACAACUAGGCUAGCUACAGACGCAUCCUUAGUAAAAACAGCAACAGGUGUGAGAAUUGGUAUGGUUUUCCAGUCGUUGUUUGGACUGGUAGCAGCCCUUGUCAUAGCCUUCUAUUAUGGGUGGGCUCUAGCUCUUGUUGUACUAGGCAUUGUACCAGUAAUUGGAUUUGCAAGUAGUCUACAGAUAAAAGUUUUAAAGGGAAGACAUGAGGAAGAUAAAGGCAAACUAGAGGAUGCUGGGAAGACAGCUGCAGAAACUAUUGAAAAUAUCAGAACUGUCCAGUCCUUGACCACAGAGAAACAUUUUUAUCAUGAAUAUUCACAUGCUCUUGUUGGACCACUCAGAUCCAUGAUAAAGCAAGCCCACUGGUACGGAAUAGCAUUUGGUUUAGGACAAGGUGUGAUUUUUAUGACCUAUGCUGGUGCCUUCAGAUUUGGUGCAUGGCAAGUGGAAAUAGGAGAAAUGACCGCUGAUAAUGUGUUCAAGGUGUUCUUUGCCAUAGCCUUCACUGCCAUGGUGAUUGGACAAUCGUCAUCAUUUCUGCCAGAGUAUGCAAAGGCCAAACAUGCUGCUGGAUUGAUUUUCAAAGCAUUUGAUACUAUACCGCCUAUAGAUAUAUAUUCCAAAAGAGGAACUUAUCUGCAAAAAGUGGAUGGUUUGAUACAGUUUAAAGAGGUCAGUUUCUGUUACCCAACUAGACCUGAGGUAAAGGUCUUGAAAGGAGUGAAUAUGAAGGUGGAACCAGGGCAGACUGUGGCUCUUGUGGGACAAAGUGGGUGUGGCAAAUCUACAGUUAUCUCCCUUUUGCAGAGAUUCUAUGAUCCUGAGUCAGGGGAAAUUAUGAUAGAUGGUAUAGAUAUAAAAGACCUACAUCUUCACAAAAUGAGGUCAUUUAUUAGUGUGGUCAGUCAGGAACCGAUCCUGUUUAAUUGUAGUAUCCGUGACAACAUAGCUUAUGGUCUGGAGGAAACUGCAGGGAUGGAUGAUAUUAUUACAGCCGCUAGAGAUGCAAAUAUACACGAGUUUAUUACUAGUCAACCUAUGGGUUAUGACACAGUAGUUGGUGAGAAGGGGACACAGCUGUCUGGUGGACAGAAGCAGCGAGUUGCCAUAGCAAGAGCUUUGAUUAGAAAUCCCAAAAUUCUCUUAUUAGACGAGGCUACAUCGGCAUUAGAUUCAGAGAGUGAGAAGUUGGUACAAGAAGCAUUAGACAAAGCACAAGAAGGAAGAACAUGUAUUGUGAUAGCCCAUCGUCUUUCCACAAUUCAAAAUGCUGAUGUGAUCUUUGUAAUGGACAAUGGAACCAUUGUAGAAAGUGGCACACACCAGACAUUAUUGGCUAAAAAAGGGGUGUACAAUUCUUUAGUUAGUGCCCAGCAGUUUAUAAAAUAGUAUUUAAGAUAUAAUUAGGAUUUUUUAAUUUGUUUGUACUUUUUAAAAGUUAUAUUAUAGUAAGUUCACUUGACCUCAUUUUCAGGAUUUUGGUUCUUAAAGGUAUAUAUUGUAUUGUUAGUGACAAUCUUAUGAUAAAAGGCUUCAAAACUUAACUCCUUCAUAGCAUUUUCAGAAGGAAAGAUUCCUAUUCCCAACCAUCAUUGCCAUGUUUCUCUUGAAAGAAAAUAUAAUGUUUUACCGUAGAAAGGCUUGUAUAGUUCGCACUGGUACAUAGUCCGCACCCCCUUCUCCCCACGAAAUUUUAGGUAAAAAAACUUUUUGUAACUGUUAGAAAAGGUCUAAUGAAACUCCGGUAAUUUCAAAUCCUGUGCGGUCGUUUGCGGUAUUUUCUUGGAAAAACCUGUUUUCCAUCAUCAAACAGAAGCUGAAACUGCUUGUAAAUGAUUCUAGAACGCUUCAUGAUUGUUAAAAUAAGUUUAAUUCACUUAAAAAACAAUUUAGAAACUUGUGUAUGUUUAAACAGGAAGUUUAAGAAGCACGUGUAAAAGAAGAAAUUAACCGGUGAGAGUCGAAAUCCGUAUAUAACAGAUAUCACUAUAAUACGACUUUGAAAGUAAAACAGUUCCAUCCUUUUGUAAAACAGUCUUUAAUAUAUCUAUCACAUUAAUGUUUGAAGGGUCUUAAGCUAAUACAAACCAUAUUAGUCAGUAUGAAACACCAAAACGGAACGAACAAUAACCGAUUACGUUUUGUAGUUUACAAAUUCUAAGCUGGUUUACGGUUGUCUUUUUCACUAUGUUUGUAUCGUUUCAAUCAAGCAGAUACCAGUUUAUUUCAACCAAUGCAUUGAAAAGAAACGAGAAAUUUGUAAUGAAAGGUUUAGUUUUUAUAUUUAUCAGUAUUAAUUUGAUAUUGAAUAGAAAUAACUUAUUAAUAUGGAUGAGUUAAAAUUAUUAGUUUGAAAAUGAUAAGAGCGCCCUCUACAAUAUAAAUAACAAAGAUGGCGGAACGUAAACAAACCACCUCGCCUGCAAAUUGAAAUUUUUCUCUUAUUUCUUGCUUAUUGUACUCUAUAGUCCGCACCCCGUCUGGAAGGUCCAAUUUUGGAGAAUAAAACCGUGGACUAUACAAGCCUUUCUAUGGUAUUUUCAUGGACUCAUCUUUAUAUUUAUUAUGUUAAAAACAUUUUUAUGAAAGGACCACUCUCCUGCAUUUCUUUGUUCAUGUCAUUAAAACAUAAUUUUUGAGUAUUGCAUAUACAAGUUUUAUUAAAUGUAUUGAAAUCUAAUAGCGUUAAUCACACAAUGGUGGAAAAUGACCAUUUUGUCUUGAGAACUCCACCCAUGUUAAGGAACCCUUGCAAUACCUCACUGACCUAUUGCAAGGUAAAACUACUGUCCCUUCCAAACAUAUCCUUUUUUUUUCCCAGUGGCAGUUCAAAUUCCCAUCGCCUUUUGCAUCUAAGCUGACCCACAUUAGUGCACCCACUUAGGCCACCCUUUACAAAUUCUUUAUUCGAUGUUGCCUACCCAUACCUUGUUAGGGUUGGGUAUGUAGGAAGGAUUUUUUAAAAAUUUUUGGCAAACAGCAUAAGUUAUAUGUUUCAUACAAGAAAACGACAUUAGAAUAUAAAAAAUGCUUAAAAAAUUUAAAAUGAAUUGCGUCUUAAAAUUUUUCUGGUAGGCAGCUUUUUAGGUGGGUAGGUAGACAACAUCAAACAAUUCAAAUAUUAUUUUUGGCCUUAUAUGAUUUGUUGUUAUUUGUUAAGUGGUAUCCUAAUUCCACCCUCAUAUGUAGACAAACCAGUUGUCUCAAGUUGUACAAUAAAUUAUUCAAUUUAAGCAUGUAAUUCUUGUAAUGAAUAGUUGUUGAAACCUUUCCUGACCUCUUCAAAAUACAGAUCCUGUGUCCACACUUUUACUUAUAUUAAGGAUCUGACAACACUCUGUUUUCCUUCUGUUCUGGUAAUUUUCACAUCAGCCAAUGAAAUUCAUGCCUUCAACUUUUUGAAGGUGUGUAUCAUUAUGACAAAACCAGAGGAAUCCUGAAAGCUCUUUAAAACAGAAAGUAGAAGGGUGCGUUGUCAGAUACUUGUAAGUGUUGCGUGGACUCAGAAUUUGUAUUUUAAUCAGAAAGAACCUUUUUUUCUUGCAUGUGUUAUGUUUGUUACAGUAAUUACCCCUCUGGUUGUGGGUAUUAUUUGAUUGAAGCACUAUUAGAGAUCCUUCGGAAUCUACACAAAUGUGCCGGCACAUGUCUGAUAUUUUAUAACCUACUGUAAGUUAAGAAAUUUAUUAUUGAUUAUGUUGAACAAUGUACAUGAAUAAGAGAUUAAUUAUUGCGAUUUUAGGAAAUGAUGCACACAUAUUUUGUAUCAAAAUUUAAAGUGUAAAUAUAAAACUAAGAAGAAGUUUUCAUGAUUGCUAACCAUAUCGUGUUUUUUUGCAAUCAUAAAAACUUCAGGAAAUUUCUGAAUUUACAGUAUGAGAGUAUUAUUUUGUUGCAUGCAUUUGUGUUGGUCUAUACUGUGGAUUCACUAGUUACUUCACAUGUCAAAAGUAGGUCAUUGUGACCUUUAUUUUAUACUUGAGUAACUUUCUUUGAAAUGUAAUGUCUUUAUAAAUCACAAACAACUAAUUUUCACAAAACAAUGAAGUUGCAAAAGGUUUUUUUUUAUUCACUUCAAGCAAUGAAAGCUAGUAGAAAAGUUCUUAUACAUUCAUUGAUCUGUUUUCAGAUAAAAUACUUUCAAUGGUAUUUUUUAGUGAGGUGUAAUUAUAAUGUGAUUUUUUUCUAUUUUUAUGAUCAAAUGUCUGUUUAAGUAUGUAUAUGUACCUAUUUAUAUUAAAUUUUCUUAAUAUAGUAAGAAAGCACAAUUUGGAUCUUCUUGAAAAUUGCUGCCCCUUAUACAUUUGUUAAAGAUAUUUUACAAGCAUGCUCAGGAGAUUGGAUUGGAUGGAAAAUGACACAAAUUCCCAUAAAAUUGUAUGUAGAAACAAUUCAAAUUGUUUUAAAAGGAAAAUAUUCUAUCACCCUAACAACACUCAUUUGCUACAUCUCCCUUUUCUGUGAAAGUUGACCAUGUCAAUUUUGAUUGGACAAUAUGUGUGUCAGGUGCUAAUGAACAAACUGUAAGGUUUUUUUUUUUUAAACUUAUUCCAAUUAUUAAUUGUGCCAUUUCUAUUGUUUACUUGUUAAUUUUUAAUUAUGAUUUGAUAUCUGUACAUGUAAUAAUAAAUACAAUAAUAAACUGUUGUGUAUUGAGAAGGAAUAAAAUUGUAAAAGAA